This is a messenger RNA of Perkinsus marinus ATCC 50983, 187 nucleotides long. RefSeq lists its product as hypothetical. The record is from RefSeq and is a predicted model, not a curated record. Gene Ontology annotation, cellular component: peroxisomal membrane. The transcript has a single exon. The annotation marks the transcript as partial. Lineage: Eukaryota; Perkinsozoa; Perkinsida; Perkinsidae. Gene Ontology annotation, biological process: peroxisome organization.
GGUCGAAGUCAUGAACAGAUACGCCUCUUUGUGACUUACGAGAAUCAGCGUUGGUGGGUGACUGGUGGCUGGGGUCAUCACCUCUUUGCAGGGGAGCGCUCGGCCUGGAGCGACGAGUAUGGGCAGUUCUACUGUCCAAAGGAGUCCUUCCAACUCCCUAAGGGCCCAGGCCGAUGGGAGUGGACGA